Messenger RNA from Chenopodium quinoa (quinoa), 387 nucleotides. Its product is annotated as pyruvate dehydrogenase E1 component subunit beta-2, chloroplastic. Gene Ontology annotation, molecular function: pyruvate dehydrogenase (acetyl-transferring) activity. Lineage: Eukaryota; Viridiplantae; Streptophyta; Magnoliopsida; Caryophyllales; Amaranthaceae. Gene Ontology annotation, biological process: pyruvate decarboxylation to acetyl-CoA. Bases 1 to 387 code for a protein of 128 amino acids. The transcript has a single exon. The record is from RefSeq and is a predicted model, not a curated record.
AUGGUAAGACCUGGGGAACAUAUAACAAUCUUGACCUAUUCCCAUAUGAGAUACCAUGUGAUGCAGGCGGCCAAGACACUGGUCAACAAAGGGUAUGACCCUGAGGUGAUCGAUAUCCGCUCAUUAAAGCCCUUUGAUUUGCACACAAUUGGAAACUCCAUUAAGAAGACCCACAGAGUGCUGAUUGUCGAAGAGUGCAUGAGAACAGGUGCUAUUGGUGCUAGUCUGACAGCUGCUAUUAACGAAAACUUCAAUGAUUAUUUGGAUGCCCCGGUCGUAUGUUUAUCAUCUCAAGAUGUACCUACUCCCUAUGCUGGGACUUUGGAAGAAUGGACUGUAGUUCAACCUGCUCAAAUUGUUACUGUAGUCGAGCAGCUGUGCAGCUAG